UCACGCCCCCGAGCCACGUCGCGCAUCACUCGCCAUUUUCCCCAAUCUUAGCGGGCUACAAUCACUUGAUCCUGUUAUUUUCACCCCAAAAGCGAUAAGGGCACGCAUUUGAGCUCAUCUGAGACUCUUUUUGGAUCACUGCGCAGUAUUUAGUCCCUUCACGUCUGCUGAAAGAUGAAUAUCUUCAGGCUAACCGGCGAUCUGUCCCACCUAGCAGCCAUCAUCAUCUUGCUACUAAAAAUAUGGAAAAGCCGUUCCUGUGCCGGAAUUUCCGGAAAGAGUCAGAUCCUUUUUGCCUUGGUCUUCACCACUCGCUACUUGGACUUGCUCACAUCCUUCAUCUCUCUCUACAACACAACCAUGAAAGUCAUCUAUAUCGGAUGUGCGUACGCCACCGUCUACCUGAUCUACAUGAAGUUCAAAGCGACGUACGACGGAAACCAUGAUACAUUCCGAGUGGAGUUUCUCAUCGUUCCUGUCGGUGGCCUCGCAUUUCUCGUGAAUCACGACUUCUCUCCGCUGGAGAUCCUGUGGACUUUCUCCAUCUACUUGGAAUCAGUGGCCAUCCUGCCGCAGCUCUUCUUGAUAAGCAAAACGGGCGAGGCUGAGACCAUCACCACCCACUACUUGUUCUUCUUGGGACUCUACAGAGCCCUGUACCUCAUCAACUGGAUAUGGAGGUUCUACUUUGAGGGAUUCUUCGACAUGAUCGCCAUUGUUGCAGGGGUGGUGCAAACCAUCCUCUAUUGUGACUUCUUCUACUUGUAUGUAACGAAAGUUCUCAAAGGGAAGAAGCUUAGUUUGCCUGCUUAAGUGCCCAAAAGACUGAAAGAGGGGGACGGACGGGCCAGGAGGAGGAGAUGACGCAGUGGAUACCUGGGACUCCCCUCUUCCCCAUCAAUCAACCAACCAACCACUCCCUCCUUUUCAACUCCCUCUAGGCUAGAUAGAGUAAGAUGCCUGAGACAGAGCAAGUAGGAGGAGCUGUCAGCAUUGUCUACUGACCCAGCAUCUGCAGAAGCUUGUUCUAAGCUUAUUGGCUCUCUGUUUGACGCAUCUUGCAUUAAGUUUUUUUAUUACUUUGUAUAAAGGAAGGGCAACAAAGUGAGAAACAUUUUCUAUGUUCAAAAAAAAAAAAUGUUUGAGGUUUUGUUGCAUUUGCAAUUUCAUUUGGCCUUGUACAAUACUGAAGCAGUUAUGGUGGGCUAUUCACUUUUUGAGGUGGUGUGUGUUCGAAAUAAAUGCACAUUGCUUUUCUGUCACUUGCAUUUUGAGAGAAAGACUUUGAAUCCAUCAAACUUGGUGAAAACCAAAAAUCAAAUUGUAAUCAGUUUUAGCAGCAAACAGUCAUGUUUUUUAAACGUGAUUUUUUUUUGAAAAAAUACAGUAUAUUUAAGUGGCUUUCUCCAACCAUCAUAUUCAUUAUACUGAUUUGUGAGUGCCCAUUAAACUGUUCGGGAAACAUUACAGUAAUGCAGGGUUUGUAUAUUUCUGGUGGGUGCAGAUGUUCAUCAUCUUUGUAAUGAACAAGUCACAAUUGUCCCACUGUUGUCUAUAAUUGUAACUUUUAGAUCACACUAAUGCUCUACAGAUAUGGCUGUAGUUGGCUUUGUUUUCGAGGUGUUCACGCAGGCAAUUAAAAAUGUUCAAUUAUCAGCUUUUUCAACAUGUUGCCAAUGCCACCACAAAUAAAGGUGAUACAAUC
This is a messenger RNA of Syngnathus acus (greater pipefish), 1705 nucleotides long. Its product is annotated as ER lumen protein-retaining receptor 2. The transcript is spliced from 5 exons. Gene Ontology annotation, molecular function: ER lumen protein retrieval receptor activity. Gene Ontology annotation, cellular component: membrane; endoplasmic reticulum; cis-Golgi network. The record is from RefSeq and is a predicted model, not a curated record. Lineage: Eukaryota; Metazoa; Chordata; Actinopteri; Syngnathiformes; Syngnathidae. The coding region runs from base 175 to 813 and encodes 212 amino acids. Gene Ontology annotation, biological process: protein retention in ER lumen; endoplasmic reticulum to Golgi vesicle-mediated transport.